This is a messenger RNA of Spirometra erinaceieuropaei, 981 nucleotides long. Lineage: Eukaryota; Metazoa; Platyhelminthes; Cestoda; Diphyllobothriidea; Diphyllobothriidae. The record is from the annotation of a GenBank genome assembly.
AUGGAUCACCUGACUGCGCUCUUCCAGGAGAUGUGGCGUCAAGGUGAAGUCCCGCAAGAUUUCAAGGACGCAACUAUCGUGCACCUAUACAAGCGCAAAGGGAAUCGCCAAGUCUGCGACAACCACCGCGGCAUCUCCCUACUACACAUCGCCGGGAAGAUCUUCGCUCGCAUCCUGCUCAACCGCCUCAACAACCAUCUGGAACAGGGCCUUCUGCCGGAAAGCCAAUGCGGCUUCCGUCGUCAUCGUGGGACCACGGAUAUGAUCUUCGCAGCCCGCCAACUUCAGGAGAAGUGCCAGGAGAUGCGGACCCACCUGUACUCUACCUUCGUGGACCUGACGAAAGCCUUCGACACGGUGAAUCGUGAAGGACUGUGGAAGAUCAUGCAGAAAUUCGGCUGUCCGGAGCGAUUCACUCAGAUGGUGCGUCAGCUGCACGACGGUAUGAUGGCGCGAGUCACGGACAACGGAGCUGUCUCAGAGGCAUUAGCAGUGACCAACGGAGUGAAGCAGGGCUGUGUGCUGGCGCCUACCCUCUUCAGUCUCAUGUUCUCUGCCAUGCUGAUGGACGCCUACCGCGACGAACGCCCUGGAAUCCCCAUCGCCUAUAGAAAGGACGGUCAUCUCCUGAAUCACCGGCGCAUGAACUUCCAAUCGCGUGUAUCCACAGCCACCAUGCACGAACUCCUCUUCGCCGACGACUGCGCCCUGAACACCACCUCGGAAGAGGAGAUGCAACGGAUCAUGGACCUAUUCUCCGCCGCCUGCGAGAACUUUGGGCUGGUUAUCAACACGCAGAAGACGGUGGUGAUGCAUCAGCCGCCUCCCAACUCAGCCACAGCCCCCAACGCGCCGCCGCAAAUCAACGUGAAUGGGACUCAACUGCAAAUGGUGGAGAACUUCCCGUACUUGGACAGCACCCUUUCGCGCAACACCAUGAUAGAUGACGAAGUCGCCAACAGGAUAUCGAAAGCCAGUUAA